This is a messenger RNA of Cloeon dipterum, 369 nucleotides long. Its product is annotated as proteasome assembly chaperone 4-like. The transcript has a single exon. Bases 1 to 369 code for a protein of 122 amino acids. Gene Ontology annotation, biological process: proteasome assembly. The record is from RefSeq and is a predicted model, not a curated record. NCBI's taxonomy places the organism in Eukaryota, Metazoa, Arthropoda, Insecta, Ephemeroptera, Baetidae.
AUGGCCAGCGAUUCUCAAGAGGCGGCGCUGAGCAUGCACUCGUUUAGUGACGAACUUUCGUCGAUGCCUGUAUCAUUUCAAGUGUUGAAACUGAAGAACAGUUUGUUUGUGUGGAUCGGCAAUAGUGACAACAAGUGCCUGAGUGACCUCAAUUUGGCCAUGGUGGUGCCCCCAGAAGAAAUCACAUCUGUGAGGCUGAUGGGAAACCUGCUGACACCUUCGUCAGUGCUCACCAAAAGACUCUGCAAGAAACUGGGAAAGCCUGUUUACUUGAGCUACAACUUGCCACAAAAUGACAACAUGCUUCUUGAGAUCGUUAACAAGAGGCUGAACAAAGAAAUAGAAAAUAAUCUUGACAAAUUUAAAUAA